Molecule: messenger RNA, 2624 nt
Organism: Paramecium primaurelia
Lineage: Eukaryota; Ciliophora; Oligohymenophorea; Peniculida; Parameciidae
Source: the annotation of a GenBank genome assembly
AUGGAAUAAAUUCUAAUUCUAAUAAAAUAACUUUACAAUGAAAAUGAGGAAAUAAGAAAGUUGUCUGAAGAAGAACUGAAUAAUAUAUUUAAUGAUUUUGAGAAAAUUAAGAUUGGAUUUGAAUGCUUAUGUAAUUAAAAUAUUGAGAAAUCACUUAGAGUAUAAUUUUUUAUCUAUUUGAAACAUUACCUUUAAUAAAAUUACAGAACCAUAUUAAUCAAUCAUAAGGAUGAUAUUCUUAAUAUUUUACUAUUUUACUUAAAUAAAGUGGAUUAGUAAAUAAUUCCAUUAUUAUGUAAGUUAAUCAAUUUUAUGAUUUUAAAUACACCUGACUCCACAUAAAUUAUAAUAUGUAUAAUGGAUAAACUACUAUUAGAUAUUUCUUAUAUUUAAUUAAUUACUGAGAUGAUGAGCAAUCAAAUUGUUAAAAUAAAAUUAAAAUUAUCAGGAUAUAAAUAUAAUUUUAGUAAGAUUUAUUAAUUCUUUAACAUCAAUGAUUAUAACAUUAUUGAUUUAAUACUCAAUUUUUAUAUAUCUCUUACUAAUUCUUUAAUUUAUUUAUUAGAAGAUAAUGAUUAUAUUACUAUUAUAAAUUAAUAUUGUUCAUUUAUUUCAAAUAAUCCAUAAUAAUCAAAUAUACUUGGAAAGUUUUCCAAAAUUAUCAUACGACUUAUCCAAAAAAAACUACCCCCAGAACAUAUUCAAUAAUAACUAUUUUCUAUUAUUACAUAUAAUUAUUUAGACAGUUAAUAUCAUUUAGAUAGAAUCACUGCUUACAGACUUUUAAAAAUUCUAAAUCAAAUACAAACAUCUUAAAAGAUUAAUUAUCAAAAAUAAAGAGAAUUAUUAAUAUUUAUUGUCAUUAAUAUAAUUUACUUAGAUCUACAUUCAUAUUAAUAUUUAUAUUUAAAUUUUGAUGAUGAGAAUGAAAAUGAUUAUUAUUUACUUAAAAUUAGAAAUUUUGGUAUUGAUAUGCUAUUGACUAUUUUAAAAUAGGAUUAAUAAAAUAAAAUAUUCCAAGAAAUUUUACUUAUUUCUGAUUAAGUUGUACCUUUUCAUACAAAUGAAGAAAGUAUUUGUAUUAAAAAAGAAGCUCAUUAUUAUAUUAUAUCAAACUUAUUUUAUAAAAUACCUAUUCAUCAAAUAGAUUAACUUUUUUUACAAGAAUUACUUUAAUGUCUCAAACAAACAAAUAAUAUUUAUAUACCUAUAAAGAUUUAAGUAUUGAUUCUCUUAAAAAGAUUCCUCCUAAAAUAAAUCAUAUAAAAUUAAUCUUAAAUUGAUUAUUUAUUAUCAAUUCUUAAAGAAUAAUUAUAAAUUAUAGCUUAAAUUAAUAAUCCAAAUUUAUUAUGUGCUAUGAUAGAUUUAUUAGUUUGUUUACAAUUGUUCUAUCCUUAAAAAAACUGUUUGAAUAAAUAAAUAUAUUUAGAUUUAAAAUUAUACUAUUCCUUACAGAAUAAAUUAAUUUUUAAAUAAUCUAUUAUUAAAUGUAUGGUUGAAUUAGAAUAACUGCAUUUAGGAGAUAAUUCUCUCAUUUUAAUUGUUUAAUAAGAAUUAUUAAAAGCUCAAUAAGAAUAAAAUUUCUAAAAAUAUUAAUUAAGUAAUUUUUUUCAUUAUUAUAAUUUAGAAAUGUUAAUAGAUGUAAUGAGUUUUAUUGUUGAAAAAUAGUAUACAUAUUAAAUAACACUUUAUUUAAAUAUUAUUUACACAUUGGUUCAUAGUUCUCUUUAAUAAUUGAAACAUUAAUAAGCUAGUCUAAAUUUAUUAAAUUUAUUUUUGAAAAAGUUAUUAAUUCAGUAAGAAAUUAAAUCAAAUGAUCAUGAAAUAUCAAUAAGAAUGAUUUAAAUAUUAUUUAUAGAUUGUUUGGAUGAAGACCCAGAUCUUUUUGAGAACAUUGUAUAAACAUAUUAUCUAAUUCUAUUACAUGAUGUAGCUGAUUUGAAUAUAGCUCUUCAAUUUAUAACUAAAUAUGUAAAACAUUUAAAGAAUUAAAAUUUUUUGUCUUUAUUUUGUUUAUUUUUGUUUAGAUUAAAAAAAGGAUUAUUCCAAUAAGAAAUUUAAUAAUUUUACAAACAAUUAUAUGAAGAUAUGUAAUAUCUUAUAAUAAUUAAGUGAAUAAGAUGAUGGAAGAACAAGUAAUGAACUUUUAUGUGGAUUGUCUAUUUUAGAUAUAAAUUAAUAUGAAAUUAAAGAAAUAAUGCUUAAUUAAUAAGGUAAAUUUAAAUAUAAUUUUAGAUGUAUUAUAUAUAAUGACAAAUAAAGCUAUCUAAUUUAUAACUUAUAAAAAUAAGUUUUAUAUAAAUUACUUGAUAAAUUUUUAUCAAUCAAUGAUUACUAAAAAGCAUUUAAUUUUUGAUAUGGAAUAAUUAUCUUUGAAUAAUAGUUUUUUAGUAAAAUUACAUGAAUUUAUCACUUAAUUAGUAAUUAAAUAAGAAGAUACAUAAUAUUCAAUAAUAAAUCAAAUAUAAAAAAUAUUUGAAAUAUCUUACUUAACCAAAUUAUUUAUUAAUGAUAAAAUUAUUUAAAAAUGUAUAGAUUUCAAAUAUAUAUAUAUAGUUUAAACAUCAAUAAUAAUGAUUCAAUCUUAGGAUGAUCUAAAUUUAAAUGAAUUAAAAUUAUCAUGA